This is a messenger RNA of Enhydra lutris kenyoni (northern sea otter), 1440 nucleotides long. RefSeq names its product RUS1 family protein C16orf58-like. Bases 26 to 1432 code for a protein of 468 amino acids. NCBI's taxonomy places the organism in Eukaryota, Metazoa, Chordata, Mammalia, Carnivora, Mustelidae. The transcript is spliced from 13 exons. The record is from RefSeq and is a predicted model, not a curated record.
GAGGCCCUGAAGGAAGAGUUCUGAAAUGGCGAACGGCGCGAAUCUAGAGUCCCAGCUGUGCUCGGAACAGUUCGGUUCCGGGACGGCCCGGAGCUGCCUCGCCGCCGCCGACGGGCGCUUGCAGUGGGAGGCUUGGGGGUGGCGCUGGUGGGGGUUCUCUGGGCCCUUCACAGCAAAACCCCAAGGACGGGAUGGCGGCGGAGCGGGUACACCCGGGACUGCUUCACCAUCUCUCUCCCGUCUCAUGGCCGUGUUCCUGCCGCAGGGCUUCCCCGAUAGCGUCAGCCGGGACUAUCUGCCCUACCAGCUAUGGGAUUCCGUUCAGGCCUUUGCUUCCAGCCUCUCAGGCUCCCUGGCUACCCAUGCAGUCUUGCUGGGCAUAGGGGUGGGGAACGCAAAAGCUUCUGUUUCAGCUGCCACUGCCACCUGGUUGGUGAAAGAUUCAACUGGCAUGCUGGGCCGCAUCCUCUUUGCCUGGUGGAAGGGGACUAAACUGGACUGCAAUGCCAAGCAGUGGAGGCUUUUUGCUGAUAUCCUCAACGAUGUAGCCAUGUUCCUCGAGAUUAUAGCUCCCAUAUAUCCAAUCUUUUUCACCGUGAUCGUCUGUACCAGCAACCUGGCCAAGUGCAUUGUGAGCGUGGCUGGUGGGGCCACUCGGGCUGCCCUGACCAUGCACCAGGCCAGGAGAAACAACAUGGCUGAUGUGUCCGCCAAGGACAGCAGCCAGGAGACACUGGUAAACCUGGCAGGGCUCCUGGUCAGCCUCUUGAUGCUUCCCCUGGUGUCAGCUGGCCCUGGCUUCAGCCUCGGUUGGUUCUUCUUCCUCACCGCCCUUCACAUCUACGCCAACUACCGGGCAGUCCGAGCCCUUGUCCUAGAGACCUUGAAUGAAGGCCGGCUCCGGCUGGUCCUGAAGCACUUCCUUCAGAGGGGAGAGGUACUUGGGCCUACCUCAGCUAAUCAGAUGGAGCCACUGUGGACAGGUUUUUGGCCAUCUCUGUCUCUAUCCCUGGGGGUCCCCCUACACCGCUUGAUCUCCAGUGUCUUUGAGCUACAACAGCUGGUUGAGGGACACCAAGAACCCUACCUCCUUCACUGGGACAAGUCACAAAGCCGGGUGCAAGUUGUUCUGAGCCAGAUGGCAGGCCCUGAAACCAUCCUGAGGGCUGCCAUACACGGACUGGUGCUUGAAGCCCUGCAGGGAGAGGGGCCCCUCCCGAGAGAACUGACAGAACUGAGGAACCAAGUACGGGCAGGUCCUGAGAAGGAGAGCUGGGUCAUUGUCAGAGAGACACACCAAGUGUUGGACAAGCUAUUCCCAAAAUUCUUGAAAGGAUUGCAGGAUGCAGGCUGGAAGACUGAGAAGCACCAGCUAGAGGUGGAUGAGUGGAGGGCCACCUGGCUACUCUCUCCGGAAAAGAAGAUCUUGUGAGCAGCCCA